AUGAGUAGACGAGUCGGCUUGACCGCCAACGCUCCCGGCUUGCUCAAGACUGUGGGCAAUCGCCCGCGUCGGGCGACGAGAGCUCCGCCGAAAGCUCCCGUUGCCGACGAUGAUCCGCCGCAGUCCUCAGAUAACGGAGAGGACUCGCUCAGCGAGGGCACGGUUCAGGCUGCUGAAUCCAGUGACCGAGCCGCCUCUCCCAAGCGCAAAGUCUCAAUCCGACGACAAUCGUCGCCGCUGGACAGCGACUUUCAGAGCUCGGCGGAUGAAAGAUCAGAGAGGGCCGCCAUCAAAUCGACGGACUUUGCGUCGAAAUCAUCACAAGCCAAAACUACUCUGACGAAACGGCAAAGGGUAUCAAGGUUACCUGAGCCUGAACGUCCACAACCCAAGGAAAAGCUCAAGCCGGGGAACCAUCUGAAGAACAAAUGGGACCUUGUAGGUCUUAAACAUCAAGUCAAAACUACGUAUGGAAAGCGCACAAGAAGCUCGCAAAGCAGUCAGCCAGGCUCAUCACAAGGCAGCAACAAUUUUCACAUUCCCAGUUCAUUAGAGAGUCCGCAAAAGAAGAAACCAUCGAGAUUCGUAGUGCCAGACAACAAAAUACCGUCGUCCCCCGGCAGCUCUCCGAAGAAACUCUUGACCCAUUUAAACGGCAACGCCGACAGUGAAGAGGAUGACAGCAUUCUUGCAUCGUUGGAAGAUGAAAAGGGCUCCAAAAAGGGAAAAAGGAAUCCGUCUCCGCCAUCAUCGCCGCCACGAGCCGUAUUCAAACUACCGCGAGACUUUCUGAGCAGAUCGCCGGGUGGCAAAUCACCCAUCAACGACGCACAAGACGAGGCCAAGCUCUCCUCCGACGACGAAGAGGACGGCGAGCGGUCUACGCUCAAGGUGCCAGAGGAGCCCUCUGAACUGCCGCCGUCGCCGUCGGCCAAGUGCCCCUGGUGCGGCGAGGCCGUCGGCCGCGCGCUCCUCGACGACUUUUUCCACGGCAGGCGCCUCAACGUGCACAUGCAGACGCGCUUCUGCCAGCUGCACAAGCAGCGCGCCGCCGAGCAGACGUGGCGGGACCUCGGCUACCCGACCAUUGACUGGGACGCCUCCGAGGCGCGCUUCGCCGCGCACCGCGAGCACCUGCACGCUGUCAUUGUCGACGGCCGCGGCUCGCACUUUCGCGAGGCGCACGCGCGCAACGUGGAAAAGGGCUCCGCGCGGACCAUGCUGCGCCGCGACGAGAAUUUUAACCCGGGCUACUACGGCCCGCGCGGCUUCAACGCCAUGUGCGACUUUCUCGUGAGGACGUUUGGUGAUGCGCUCAAAGACCGCGCUGUCGACGACAAGGUCAUUGCGGGUCGCGGGUCCGCUGCGUUUAUCCAGGCAGUGCUGGUGGCGGAGCUGGGCGUCCAGCUCAUCAUGGAGGAUAUGGAGCUGUCCGAGUCAGAAGCCAGGCAGGUCAUGGAGGAUAGCAAGGGCAUCGGAGAACUUGUACAGCCAGAGGUGGAAAAGUAA
Molecule: messenger RNA, 1509 nt
Organism: Beauveria bassiana ARSEF 2860
Lineage: Eukaryota; Fungi; Ascomycota; Sordariomycetes; Hypocreales; Cordycipitaceae
Exons: 2
Coding region: 1-1509 (502 amino acids)
Source: RefSeq, a predicted model, not a curated record